This is a messenger RNA of Nycticebus coucang (slow loris), 2578 nucleotides long. RefSeq names its product solute carrier family 16 member 3 (gene SLC16A3). The record is from RefSeq and is a predicted model, not a curated record. Gene Ontology annotation, biological process: transmembrane transport; monocarboxylic acid transport. NCBI's taxonomy places the organism in Eukaryota, Metazoa, Chordata, Mammalia, Primates, Lorisidae. Gene Ontology annotation, cellular component: membrane. Bases 491 to 2047 code for a protein of 518 amino acids. Gene Ontology annotation, molecular function: monocarboxylic acid transmembrane transporter activity. The transcript is spliced from 5 exons.
CUCUGCCCUGCCUUGGGGGUGGGGUGGGGUAGUGGUCUGUGUCUGUCCUGUCAUCACCCUGACAGCAAAGGUCAGUCCCUGGGGGAGCAGUCAGCAAGCAGUGCCAACAGCUAACACCAGGAAGCCUCAGAAAACAGUCCUCAGGUCACUCUCAAUCAGGGAUCCUAGGGGGUGCAGUGUGUGGCAGGGGUGGCCGGGCAGGCUGGGUGUGGGAGGGGCUGCGGUGGCAGUGUCAGGAGCCUUCCACACUGAACUGUGCUCAGACCCUCCUGGCAUAGAAGCUCGUCCUCAGGGUUACACAUACACCUUGGAUACAAAGACUGCACCCAUGGAGGCUCUGCCAGGCCAAGGGUCUCUGGACACAUUUGUAGGAGGAUGCCAGGAGAAGGGGUAGGGGUGGAGCCAGCACAGGUUACAAAACUGUGGACUAGUGCUCCCCGUGCAGCCCAAGGCAGCUGGGGGCAGGCGUGCUCAGUGUAGUGGGGUGUUCAUGCUACGGAAUUGGUGGACAUUACAUAUCAAGUUUUUUCUUUCCAAAAAGCUGAUUCACCAGUGGUGGGGAGGCCACACAGGCUGGACUGAACCGCCCCAGGUCUCAGGACAUCAGCCGAGCACAACUGGCCUUGGUGAGGCGAGCCUGGCCAUGGGAGGAGCCGUGGUUGACGAAGGUCCCACGGGUGUCAAGGCCCCGGAUGGGGGUUGGGGCUGGGCUGUCCUCUUCGGCUGUUUCAUCAUCACAGGCUUCUCCUACGCCUUCCCUAAGGCCGUCAGUGUCUUCUUCAAGGAACUCAUGCACGAGUUUGACAUUGGCUACAGGCACACGGCCUGGAUCUCCUCCAUCCUGCUAGCCAUGCUCUACGGGACAGGCCCACUCUGCAGCGUGUGUGUGAACCGCUUUGGCUGCCGGCCCGUCAUGCUGGUGGGCGGCCUCUUAGCAUCCCUGGGCAUGGUGGCCGCGUCCUUCUGCAGGAGCAUCGUUCAGGUCUACCUUAGCACCGGGGUUGUCACUGGCUUGGGUUUGGCCCUCAACUUCCAGCCCUCGCUCAUCAUGCUCAACCGUUACUUUAACAAGCGGCGCCCCAUGGCCAAUGGGCUGGCAGCAGCAGGCAGCCCUGUGUUCCUGUGUGCGCUGUCCCCACUGGGCCAGGUGCUUCAGGACCACUACGGCUGGCGGGGAGGCUUCCUCAUUCUGGGCGGCCUGCUGCUCAAUUGCUGUGUGUGCGCUGCGCUCAUGAGGCCCCUCAGGACAUCCCAGCCAGGCGGGGGGCCGGGGCCCCGAAGGCCCUCACGGCACCUGCUGGACCUGAGCGUCUUCCGGGAUCGUGGCUUCGUCCUCUAUGCAGUGGCCACUUCCAUCAUGGUGCUGGGCCUCUUCGUGCCACCUGUAUUUGUGGUGAGCUAUGCCAAAGACCUGAAAGUCCCAGACACGCAGGCUGCGUUCCUGCUCACCAUCCUUGGCUUCAUUGACAUCUUUGCGAGGCCCACCGCUGGCUUCCUCACCGGGCUUGCGAAGGUUCGGCCCUAUUCUAUCUACCUCUUCAGCUUUGCCAUGUUCUUCAAUGGCUUCACCGACCUCACAGGCUCCACGGCCAGUGACUACAGCGGCCUAGUUGUCUUCUGCAUCUUCUUCGGCAUCUCCUAUGGCAUGGUGGGGGCCCUGCAAUUUGAGGUGCUCAUGGCCAUUGUGGGCACCCACAAGUUCUCCAGCGCCAUUGGCCUGGUGCUGCUGCUGGAGGCAGUGGCAGUGCUCAUCGGCCCCCCCUCAGGAGGUGAGCUCCUGGACGCCACACACACCUACAAGUAUGUGUUCAUCCUGGCGGGGGCCGAGGUGCUCACUUCCUCCCUGGUGUUGCUGCUGGGCAACCGCUUCUGCAUCAGGAAGAGGCCCAGGGAGCCUCGACCGGAGGUGGCUGCAGAGGAGGAGGAGCUCCAGAAGCCCCGGGCUGACAGAGAUGCGGAGGUGGACUCUCGCGAAGUGGAGCACUUCCUGAAAGCAGAGCCCGAGAAGAACGGGGAGGUUGUGCACACCCCGGAAACAAGCGUGUGAGGGCCUGGCUGGGCUGGCAGGUAUAGGGAACAGGUACAGAGACUGGCAACGCUCGUAUUUAUUUCACAAACAGGACUAGCUUAAGCGGGGCCCUCGCUUGGCUCCGGGUGCCUGGUCGGCGGGUUGUCACUUGAGCAGUGUUUUGAAGGGGAGGUGGUGGGCGGGAAUCAUGUCAUUCCAAAGCCGAUCUGCGGUGAAGUCAAGCCGAGGUUAUGAGCCGUCUGCACCGGGGCCUGGCCUGCUGACCCACAGCCCUGAGCCCACCGCUGUGCUCAAGGACCUAAAACCCACGCUUCAGAGACAACAUGACUUUAAUCAGAGGGCGUGCUGGGUACAGGGUGGUAGGUGGGCACUUCUGCAGGGGCCCUCCCUCAUGCCUGUGUGGCCCACUGUCCUGCACUCCUGGACUCUGCAGUGGUGUCCUGUGCCCGCCCCCUCAGUGUCCAGUGCACAAAGCUCCUACUAAACCGGGAAGGUGGAAAAUAAACCUGUGUGGAAGGAGGCUCAGGGGACCCCUUCCCUAGAAGUGUG